AUGCUGUCUCGCGCUCACCCACGAGAUCGUAUACUCAGCACCGUGUAGGUACCAUGGCCUACCCUCCUGCGGGUGGUAACGUGUGCUGUCACGCUGCACGCGGUCGUCGUGGUCUUCGUCACCGUAGUCAACGGCGUGGAACUUUGUCCGUACGGGAAGCUUUUCAUUCAAACCCAACGCGAAUGACGACGGCAGGACUCACUCUCUUUCUCUCGCUGUGUGCCUUCGGAACAUCAUCAGGACGACGCGACUCGCCCACACACACGGCGGCGGAAGCACACUAGAGCUAUCGGUCGAGAAUGUAUUUCAACAGUUUCCGUCUGGCACGCUGCAGUACACUUUUGACCGAGGAAUAGAACGUUUGCUGAAAUACCAACACCAGCUGCAGGUGGUGUGCAGAUCGGAUUGACCCCGGGAGUGCGCUUGAGGUGUGGGAAGAAAAAGAAGAUUUUUCCUGGAAAUAAAAGAGUCCUCUUCUUCAGUCAGUGAGGUCCUUGCUCCAGCGUGAGCGAGUUCGGUUCGGAAAGCGGUGAAUAAUUCGUGAAGAGUGAUAAAUUGGUAUCGAAUUGUGUAGUGAAUUUCGGUGGAAAAUCCAAACGAAGUGGGAAAAUAGUGUAUUGAUACUACGCAGCGGGAAAAUCCAUUUUUUGUUGACAAAGAAAAAAGGCUGAAAGAAAUACUCACUCUAGUGCGUUCGGUGUGUGUUCAUUGUGCGUAAAAGUCACGUUUCUUUGAAGUGCGAAAAGUGAAGGUGCCAUACAAUUAGGUUCUAAACCGCCCCAAGAAGGAUUUUAGAAUCGACUGGAAUCGAUUGUUGGGUACUCCUACCGACGGCGGAUUCGUUUUACAGCAGUAAAAAGGCUUCUUCCCCCAUAAUCCCCGCGCCCAUCCGUUUGUGCGAGUAAAGCACCCACGUUUGUGCCCCACCCAUCCCCACUAGACAAAACUAACUAGCAAAAUGAAGGCAACCGCGCUGUGGGCGGCCAUCGGAGCGAUACUGAUCUUCAGCGGCACUGCGAACGCCUGGGGUGGCCUAUUCAACAGAUUUUCACCGGAAAUGCUGGCGAACAUGGGCUACGGUAGCCACGGGGGAGCAUACCGGCCACAGGCAUUCCUACAGAAUGAAAUCCUAGACGAAGAGCAGCAAAACCAGCGCAUCGACGGCGAGGAUGUCUGCUACGGACGGCCGUGCUACUCCAACGAAAACUGCUGCCCCGGGCUGGUUUGUGUGAACGUUGACGGAGGUGAGCUCGCCCCCUACAUUUCCAAAUUCAUCGGCCACUGUAUGUUCUCGCUGGGGCGCAAGUACGGCGAAAUGUGCCAGCGGGACUCCGACUGCGAGAGCGGACUGGUUUGCGACAUCUCCACGCUGAGCGGUGCCAGCGUGUGCCGACCGCCGAUCGUGCUCGCCAAGCAGUACGCCGAGGAUUGCAUCACGUCCAGUGACUGUGAUAUCACGCGAGGACUUUGCUGCCAGGUGCAGAGAAGACAUCGACAAGUACCCCGCAAGGUCUGCUCGUACUUCAAGGACCCUCUGCUGUGCAUUGGAACCGUUGCUGCCGAUCAGGUCAAACACGAAAUCCAGCAUACCGCAGGAGAAAAACGAAUCAUCUACAACAAGCAUUAAGCGGUUGAGAAAGUCACAGCAGCAAAACUACUUUAGCAACAUAAAGCACUCAAAAGCCCGGAUAGACGGAAACGUUUCUGGAAACAGACAAAAUCAGCGACAAAAUGACACACAAACAAACGCAAAACAAGCAUAAUCAAAAAUACCAGAUACCAGUAGCGUUUACCUACUUAUACAUUAGUGUACAGAAUGUGUUUCCCAAUUUCAGUCACUUAACCGAACAUGGAACUUCCUCAAGUUUUUUUUUAAAUUUUGUUACACCAUGCAAGUCGAGAAAACUGUUAAGUUUAUAGUUGCUUGAAAGAAAAAAUAGAAUCGAGAAUAAAUUGAAAAACUUUCAUCAUGAAUGGCGUGGAAGAGAGCGGAAGCAUGUGGAAUGAGUCCAAACCUGUUGAAUCAUGCAUGACAAGGUGAUAAACGACCUAUUUACUUAAAAUGGCACGAAACUUUAAAAAAGUUUUCCCUCGUUGUGGUAUAAUGUUAGUUAAGAACGUCUACAUAAAUGACGAAAUGACGGAACAACUGAACAAAAAGGAAAAACAGCACACACUAUUACAACACAAAUGAACUAAUACAUAUCAAUCAAUGUCCUUAUUGUCCUUGCCGAGAUAAAUAUACUUAUAUUGAUAACAAAUAGUGAAUGAUAGCAUUUCUUUUAAGAGGUUAUAUUAUAGCUUAUAAGAGACUAUGCUUAUGAGCAAGGUUCCGUGACGAGCAAUUUUCCCGUAGAAAGCUGAAAAAAUGCAUAUCUUGCAUGAGUUAAGUUAGGCGAAAAUGUCCCUCCAAGGAAAGCAAAACAACAGAAGAGAUUAUCAUGUUACGAUGUUACCACUAAGCGAACUUUUUAAUUCCAUUGAAGCUUCCUAUGAUCGAUGGUAAAGGAAAUUUCCACGAGAAAAAGUGUGACCGAUACUAAAUACAUAAGCACUGAGAACACAAAAACACCUGAAAACUUAACCUACCUACGACGAGAAGAAUUUUCGGCGUAAAAAUGUGGUUCGACCGCCGGUUCGACCUAAGAAGAUAUGUGGAAUUGUCACCUUGGGAAUUGGCCGUUCACACUGUUUGAUAUUUUUUUUAUCUGUAUUAACGAGAUUUUUAGCCCUAGGCUAGUUCAUCUGGGGACCCACGCUUUACUUCCCUUCCGAUAUUUUGAAUAUAACAACUAUAAAAUUCCUUUCCUUAUCAUAAUUACCGUUGUCUACGUUUAAGUAUCUCAAAUUAGUAUUCUGAGAGCAAACUACAAUUCCGGUGGCGUAGCACCAGCCACGUUAUGUGACGAUGAAAACCUUGAGCAAAACAAACACGACAAGCCCUACUACGAUGUCAAAGAUUGAUACUUUUUGAAACAACUCUAUUACUUACUUAUUGACUAUCUGAAAAAACUGAAAGCUUAGUGCAACCAGAACAGGUUGCCGAAGCUUCUCUUCAGCGAUCUACUUACCAAAAUCAGGAAGGUAAAGGAUUUCCUUCAAAUGACACAUAGAAGAUGAUUAUCGGAAUAAUUGAUCAAUUAUCAACUAUUUUCAUAUCGUUAAUUGUAGUAAACAGUUCUGGAUUAAGAUUAAAAAUAUGGCUUUUGUUUUAAAGCAAAUGUUAAAGCUGGAAAUGAAGCGUACACGCUCAUUUAAUGCUCUAAAACGAAAAAAAAGUGUUAAAAUCAAACUUCAAAAAAUCUUACUGCUGAACGGCUGCUCAAAAGGUACAAUAGUGACAAAUCCCAUCUUCAUUUUGUGUAGUUUAAAGAACCGGCGGAAUCCGAUGUAUUGAUCCUUCGUCUUGCUAAAAAUGUUCUUCUUCUAAUCGUUUUUAUACUACUUCGAGAUAACCAUGUAAGAUAUAAUACAACUGCGUCUGUACACACUUUUACGCAUUUGUAGUCCGCAAAAAUAUGACCAUAUGGAGUAAAAGAAAAUUGCAAACAUCAAAAGGCGGAAAUUGAAGAGUCACAGAUAUAAUACUGAUAUUAUCGGUUCUUAUGCAAAGAAACAUAUCGUUAUAUUACAUUAAAAAGAAAGUUAAACUAAAGACAAAAUGAACUUAGAGUAAAAGUGAUUACCACGUAAGUUUAGGACCUAAAAAAACUGAACAACAAGAUAUCAUACUGGCUGAGACAUUUACUUAUCGUAUGUUUAGUAUACACUAAUAUAUAAAAAUCAGAAUUAUUGAAAAUUAGAAUAUCUUUAUGAAUGCCGAACGAAUCGAAGUAAACGAAAAUGCCCAGAAGAAGUUAUGGUUGAAUAUCACACAACUGCAAGAUCAGAAGCAAAACAUUUCCUCACUUUUUACACACUCAUUUCAAGGCUUACGAAAUCUCUUGACUGAAAUCAAAAUGAGCGAAUAGAGAAUAAUCCAACGAAAGGCAGACAACAAUCAACAACUAGAAAAGAAAAAAAACUCAAACCAACUGUGACUAAUGUGAAGCAAAAUCCAACAACAACCACACUCAGAGUGUACAAUGAAUAACAAAUAUUUCCAUUCGACGAACUCAAAAUUGUACGAAAGCUAGACACAACCACAAACGUGUACCAACUAACAACAAAAGCUUUUCUUCGAAAGAAGCGCACACUCUGAAGAACAAUUGCACAUAAACUGUCACAUAAGGCCGUGUAUACACGAACGGAACAAAAGCAAUCGUGCAACAUUCUGGAAACGUCAUGAAAGUUAAAACAAAACGAUCACUGAAACCCCGAGUCCAUUAAAAAUCUUUCCGGAACGUUGCACGAUCACGAACACUGCUGGAAAACACUGCAGGAUGCCUAUUCGCCGGAAAGGAAAACACUGAUUACUGCUUCUUAGGCCUAGGUUCAAAAGCGAAAUGACACACGUGCUUCUAAUCAAAUGUCGCCCCAUUGAAAGUGAAAAUGAAAAACAUAUCAAAUCUCUCAGAAUGGUGCCACAAAUAGAUGUACGUAUUUGUAAAAUUCUGUACUAUUUCUAUUAGAUCAACAGACAAGGACUAAGCAGAAACGACGCGCAAAAAAGGAAAUCAAUCAGUGAAUUACUUUUUUUAAACAUUCCACACAAAUAGAAAAGCAUAAAAGAAUCAAUUCUGCUUGGAACACGGAAUUUAUUCACGUGCAAAACAAUGUUUAUUCACGUUUUAACACUACUUCUGCUGUCGUGUACUUAUUGUGUAUUCAAAUUUAUAGCCGCAACAAUCAGUCGCAUAUUUUCACUCCUGUGUACAAAUUCAUUAUCCAGACUCAGAACAAAAAAAAAUCCACAACCAUUCAACCGGCAGUCAGUGCGUAGCACAAAUGGAUGAAUGAAAGAAGAAAAAGAAGAAAAAAAAACAGAACAGAAAAUAUAUGUGUAUAUCUUUCAAAACUUAAA
Messenger RNA from Aedes albopictus (Asian tiger mosquito), 4963 nucleotides. RefSeq names its product prohormone-3. NCBI's taxonomy places the organism in Eukaryota, Metazoa, Arthropoda, Insecta, Diptera, Culicidae. The transcript has 7 exons. The record is from RefSeq and is a predicted model, not a curated record. The coding region runs from base 959 to 1627 and encodes 222 amino acids.